Molecule: messenger RNA, 1372 nt
Organism: Nothobranchius furzeri (turquoise killifish)
Lineage: Eukaryota; Metazoa; Chordata; Actinopteri; Cyprinodontiformes; Nothobranchiidae
Gene: cabp2a
Product: calcium binding protein 2a
Biological process (GO): regulation of voltage-gated calcium channel activity
Cellular component (GO): cytoplasm
Molecular function (GO): calcium channel regulator activity; calcium ion binding
Source: RefSeq, a predicted model, not a curated record
CCUCAGAUUAUGAACCGGUGUCAGAUGCUCCAGUGACAGACUGAGAGACAGAGUGGGCUGAGACGCAGAGACAGGGACAACGUCUUUGUGCAUGCUAGCUGGACUGCAGAGAUGACUGAAAUGAAAAGAGCUCCGUCCGUGGACGCGUCGGAGGGGAAGUUAAUAAAGAAGGGUUCCAUCAAAAAGAAGAUCGAAUCGUUCAGGCGAUGGAGUUCGGCCAGCAUCAAGAGGCCACCAAAGCCUAAAGCCAAGACCCUGAGCCUGUCGUCUCCUGAUGGAGACCCUGAGGACCUGUGGCUGCCAGAGGGAGACAAGAGGAAGCUGCAUCCCAUCGUUGACUCUGUCUUUGGACAGGACAGAGAUCUCCGACCAGAGGAAAUGGAAGAGCUGCGCGAGGCGUUCAGGGAGUUUGAUAAGGACAAGGAUGGCUUCAUCAGCUGUAAGGACCUGGGCGAGUGCAUGAGGACGAUGGGAUACAUGCCCACCGAGAUGGAGCUGAUUGAGCUCAGCCAGCAGAUCUGUGGCGGCAGAGUCGACUUUGAGGAUUUCGUGGAACUGAUGGGUCCUAAAAUGCUCGCAGAGACCGCGGACAUGAUUGGAGUCAAAGAGCUGAGAGACGCCUUCAGAGAGUUUGACUCGGAUGGAGACGGUCAGAUUAGCCUUGGAGAGCUGAAGGAAGCCAUGAAGAAGCUGAUGGGGGAGCAGCUGAACCACCGCGAGAUGGACGAGAUCCUGAGGGACAUCGACCUCAACGGGGAUGGACAGGUGGACUUUGAAGAGUUUGUGAGAAUGAUGUCUCGCUGAGCCACCAGAGCUGACGCAGAGCAGACUGACGGCUAAAGGUCUAAAGGUCCAGGACGUCCCCGAUGCUUGUGAUUUUUUUUUUCACUGACUCGACAUUUUAUCGCCUCUCAGGCAUCAGAACCCUUUUAUUUUCUCACUGGUGUAAAAACGUCUUGUGUGUGUGCUGAGAAAUGGUGAGUCAAUGACUUCUGCUCUAUUUUCCUGUUAGAUCACCUCAAAUGUAUUUUAAAUAUAUUUAAAACUGAAAUCCUUAUUAAAAAAUGGGUCCAUUCUGUAUUUAUUGUGUAGAUAUUUUUUGUAUUUUAUUUUGAAAUUUAAAUGACAAAUUCUGUAUUUUUUCAGCUUUGAUUAAAAUCUAACCUGAAGAUGUUAAAGGACAAUAAAAAUGGAAAUGUAAUGAUGAUAUAUGAGUAAAUAUUCUAAACUGGAAUUCACCCGUUUUCUGUAAAUGGGACAUUAUUGAAAUACAAGCGAACAGUGAGCUCUUCAUACAUGUGUGUGUGUAUAAUCCUUUAUUGUACAAAUUCACGUGCGUUCAUUCAAUAAAUUAUUUUUUGCAUCAUCUUCA